CAAUAUAAAUUAUUUACACGUUGGUCUAAAAGUUUUCCACUGAUUUAUAACAAAGAGAAUAAAUUUUACUUUGAAGAAGAUUCAAAUUAAAAUCCGUAAUCACUUGAACGUUGUUAACAUAACGUUUAAUUGGUAACCAAGGAAACCAAGGUAACCAAGUGUUUUGUUGUAUGUUGUCAAAGAUAAAGUUGACAUUUUCCAAUUUCUUUUUUCGGUCUUUUAUUACUUGGUAAAAAUGGAACAAUAUUUAUUGGAAGGCGAUGGUUAUUUUACCAUAAUUGAAAAAAGUUCAAUUGCUGUUGAUGAGAAUGAAAUAGUGGAGUUAAAGGUUGGAUCAACUAUCAAUUAUUUGUGGCCAGAGCGUGCACGACACAAAAAAAAGUAUUCUGGGAAAAUAGUUGGAAUCUCAACUAAUGAAGCAGAUUUGCUAAAAUUAAAAACUCAAAAAUUACAAGAAGCAACAAGAAGUUUAAAAAGAAAAAGAAACGAAAAAUCCACAACAAGCUGUAAAAAAAAUCAAGCACUGUCAGAUGACAAUCCUCAGAAGAAAAUAAAUCAGAAACUUCUGCGCAAAGAAGCAAACAUUUCUAGUGCAAAGGAGAUAUUGAAAACUUUGGAUAUGGAUACUUUGGAAUGCUCUACAUUAUCUUAUGCACUAAACAAUAUUAAUAUUGCUUUACGUUUAGCAAAAGAUAUAACACCUACCUUGGAAAAAGCUAAAAAGUCAUUAGAAGAUUUCCUGUCAGAUCAAAGUUCGGAGCUAAUUCAUCUUGAUACCGGUGAAACGUCGACUUUCGUCAUUCAUGGACAACCUUCUUCUUCGAAUCAAAUACAGUAUGAUCCUUCGACUGAAAAUCUGCCACGACCUGUCUUUGAAGGGCAGACAUCUUCUUCGAAUCGAAAACAAGAUGAUCCUUCGACUGAAAAAAUGCCACGACCUGUCAAUGAAGGGCAGUCAUCUUCUUCGAAUCAAAAACAAGAUGAUCCUACGACUGAAAAUCAGCUUCGUCCUUUUAUUGAGGGUCAACUUUCUUCUUUGACUGAAUAUCAUUCUACGAUUGAAGAACCACCUUCUAAUUCUUUAAGACCGACUUUGGACAACCAUUCUGAAGAUAACAUUUUAGAAACGGAAGAUGAUAUUGACCCGAACGCAGUUAAUAACACAGACUUAAAUAUUUUUUUAUUUACAAAGCAGACUGCAAAUGAUCAGGCUGUCGAAUUAUAUCCAGAGAGUGACCUUUACAUAGACAAAACUGCUUUCAAUGAUGCAAAGAAAAAAUCAACUUCCCAAGCAAUAUUAUGUAGAUUUCUUUUAAUUUCUACAAUUAAAGAAGAGGUUCUAUUAUCUAAAAGUUUGUCAAAGGAAGAAAAGGACCAGAAACAAGAUGCAGUUAAUAAAAUUUUAAGUAAGUUUCUUAUGUGAUCUAGGGAUCCCUUUUUAGAUCUAAUUCACCUUCUUUUCCUUUAUCCCCCCUUAUUAUUAUAAUAAUAAUUUAUUUAUUAUUAUUUAUUUUUUAUUUAUUUAUUUAUUUAUUUCCCCUUAUUAUUUUUUCGCUAUAGUAUCAAAAGCACAUAAAAUAUUAUACUUUUCUCCUUUUACAAAUAAAUAUUCUAUUUUCCACUAUUAUGUCAGUUACUACCAGGAUUUCCGGAAGUUUUUAGUAAAUUUCCUCAACUUAUCGAAAUGUCCCUCUUCUAGUAAAUUUUCCAGCAAGUGUGACAAUCACAAAACUAUUACGCAUUUUACUUUUUACUUUCCGCAAUUUACUUUACACAUUUUCCAUUCCAUUUUUUUCAGAUUCCACAUUCCACUUUCCUUAUUCCGCUUCCUACAUUUCUCAUUCUGCAUUGCUCUUUUUACAUUUCGCAUUCUACUUUCACUUUCCGCAUUACACUUAUCACCUUCCACUUUUUACAUUUCGCAUAAUACUUUUCACUUUCAUUUAAUAUAAUUUCAUAAAUUAAACCAAUUUUUUACAGAAUACUCUCGCUC
This is a messenger RNA of Leptopilina heterotoma, 1993 nucleotides long. RefSeq lists its product as uncharacterized. Bases 236 to 1423 code for a protein of 395 amino acids. The transcript is spliced from 5 exons. Lineage: Eukaryota; Metazoa; Arthropoda; Insecta; Hymenoptera; Figitidae. The record is from RefSeq and is a predicted model, not a curated record.